Molecule: messenger RNA, 570 nt
Organism: Geodia barretti
Lineage: Eukaryota; Metazoa; Porifera; Demospongiae; Tetractinellida; Geodiidae
Source: the annotation of a GenBank genome assembly
AUGGUGCACCCGCAAGCCGCCUGGUGCGAUUCGAUAGAUGACAUCUUGGCAGUUAUGGGCGAGCGCGACAUCGUAACACACUGUUUCCAUGAAAGCGAAUGUGGCAUCUUGGACGACAACGGUAAGGUUCGUAAGUCUGUGCAUGAGGCGAUGGAACGCGGCGUUGUCUUUGAUGUGGGUCACGGUGCAGGGUCUUUCUCAUGGGAUACCGUUGAAAGCGCGAUGCGCCAAGGUGUUGCACCACAAACAAUCUCGUCAGAUCUGCACAUCUACAAUGUCAACGGUCCCGUCUACGACUUGGCAAAUGUUGUGACAAAAUUCCUCCAUCUCGGCAUGUCGCUCAACGAUGCCAUCGCGAAAGUUACCUCAGUGCCGGCAGAGGUGAUUCUGAUGUCGGACAAAAUUGGCACACUGGCACCGGGCGCUUGGGGAGACGCAAUUAUCUCUGAACUGCGCGAAGGCGAAUUUCAAUUGGUAGAUUCGCGCGGCGAAACCCGUAUCGGCAGGCAGAACUUUGUGCCGGUGACUGUUGUCAAGGGCGGGCGAGUGUAUCGGCAAAGAGCGAGUUAA